This is a messenger RNA of Zingiber officinale, 1121 nucleotides long. RefSeq names its product probable WRKY transcription factor 11. The record is from RefSeq and is a predicted model, not a curated record. Gene Ontology annotation, molecular function: DNA-binding transcription factor activity; sequence-specific DNA binding. NCBI's taxonomy places the organism in Eukaryota, Viridiplantae, Streptophyta, Magnoliopsida, Zingiberales, Zingiberaceae. Bases 55 to 948 code for a protein of 297 amino acids. Gene Ontology annotation, biological process: regulation of DNA-templated transcription. The transcript has 3 exons.
UCUGAUUCUCUUGGAGCUACGAUUUUUGCAGUGGUUUAGGGGGGAUCGUCGGGGAUGGCCGUCGAUACGAUGGGGUACGGGAAAAGGGAUGAACAGGCGGCCGUCCUGGAGGCGGCGGCCGUCGGGCUUCGCAGCUUGGAGCGCCUCGUAUUCCAGCUCUCCCACCAGCAGUCGUCGCCAGAUUGCCUCGAAAUUGCGGAUCAGACGGUGUCGAGGUUCAAGCAGGUGAUCUCCGUCCUGAAUCGGACCGGCCACGCCCGCUUUCGUCGCGGCCCUCUCCCCGCCGCAGCCCCGCCGGCGGCGGAACCGUCGGUAUCCCAAAAAUUAACGCCCGAUGUUCCUCCUCCGACGGUGGCGACGUCGCAUCAAACCGUGACCCUGGACUUUACGAAGCCCACUGAGAACUUCAACCUGUCGGCCACGAUGUCUGUAUCUAGCUCAUCUUUCCUGUCGUCUCUCACCGGCGGCGACGGCAGCGUGACCGGCAAGUUGCGCCCGGGACACUCUGUUCUCGUCCCCGCAGCCGCCGGAGCAGCGGUCGUUCCUUCAGCUGGGAAGCCGCCGCUCGCGUCCUGCAACAAGCGAAAGCAAGGGGCCGACCAUUCCCACUCCGCCAGCGACUUCAAGGCGGCCGCCUCCGCCGGGCGCUGCCACUGCACGAAGAAAAGCAAGAAGAACCGUGACAAAACUACCGUGCGCCUCCCGGCGAUAAGCUCGAGGAACGCGGACAUCCCGGCGGACGAGUACUCGUGGCGCAAGUACGGGCAGAAGCCCAUCAAGGGGUCGCCUUACCCUAGGGGCUACUACAAGUGCAGUAGCGUUAAGGGCUGCCCUGCUCGGAAGCACGUUGAGCGGGCGCCCGACGACCCGGCGAUGCUCAUCGUGACGUACGAUGGGGAGCACCGGCACGGCCAGAUUAAGACCUUCGUGGAGAAGCCGUCCGGUUGACCUCCUCCUCGUGGUUUACCGGUUCAUCUCCGCCGGCGACUACUCCUCUUUUUUUAUUUUAGGGUCGUUUGACUUGUAAAGAAAGAAAGCGAACGUGGAAUGUAGACUUUUUGACCGAAAGCGAAAUGCUCGGCUGUUUUUCGACCUUUAUUCAUUGCUGCCAUUAAUCCUUC